This is a messenger RNA of Hylaeus anthracinus, 1377 nucleotides long. RefSeq lists its product as uncharacterized. The record is from RefSeq and is a predicted model, not a curated record. Bases 1 to 1005 code for a protein of 334 amino acids. NCBI's taxonomy places the organism in Eukaryota, Metazoa, Arthropoda, Insecta, Hymenoptera, Colletidae. The transcript has 7 exons.
AUGUUCAUGUUUCCAGAGCCGCCGCCGAUUGACUAUUACGUAACCGACGUUUCACAGUCCUAUUUGACGGAUGGAAUUUUUCACCAUGGAAAACCGUCCCCCACCCAUAAGUACGUGGCUAAACAGCUGAAACCGAUCAAAAGAACUCUAAGCGACCCAGUAGCGCCGAUACAAGAGCUGGACUCGCGUACUUUAAACCGAUGGAUUGAAAAGGAGAAGGGGGGCUACGUAGCCCCCUGCGGCCAAGACGACGGAUUGAUUUACCAAACGCUGAGCAUGAUGCCCCAGUGGAAACGUGAUCGACGCAACCCUGUGUUAUCCAUCUUCCCCCGUUCGCCGCAGUACGAGCUGGAUUAUAUUCGUAAGAUGCGCCUGAAGGACUUCCAAAAGCGUCGUGUCAUCGCCGUGGAAUGCCCUAGAAAAGAGGAAACGACCAAAAAGGAGGACGAAGAAUGCGGUCUCCUGAAACCGCCAUUCUGGUGGAAGGACAAAACCGCGAAACCACGAGGCUCGCCCGUAGGAAACAUCGACGAUUACAAGUUCGAGAAACUGAGAGAAUCCAGUGAACAGGAAGGGAAAAUCAGUGAAAGGCUUCGUUUGAAUCAUCCUAGGAAAUAUAUACCUGGCGCCAUACAUCGGAUGAAGAAUCCAGAGGACACCAGCAUGAAGGACACUUUGGAUCGAGCAGACGCCUUCGAGGUGGUUCUCAGGACCGAAGAAAAAGCCACGACAGACACUGGUCCAUCCGUUGACGAAUGCGUCUGUCCCGUGGGAAAACGUCCACGUCCGCCAUCGGUUCGUCGUGAUUUGAAACGGGAUCAGUGUGCGGGGGACGAUGAUAAAUCGAGGUUCGAUAAGGACAGACGAUGGCAACCAAUCUGCGAUGAGAUAGGUUUUUCAGGAACGGACCUAGAACGACAGGAGGAAUUACGGAAACUGACCAAACCGUUUCUGCACGAGUUGCACGCGUGGUACACGAAAAAUAAGCCAACGAGGCUCGCCUGAAAGUUCCGAAACACUGGAAAAGAGCGGGAAUUUCUGACGAAUCGAAAUUUCGUAGUGUUUAUUUUUGUUUGUCGCAGUGAAUAAUUCGACGCAAUAAAACGCGCCCCUUGUCGGUUGAUAUCGCUGGCGUUUAAUGUAUCACGUUGUAGAAUUAAUAAUGGCCCAUGCAGAUAUUAAAUUACGCCUUGUGUAUUUACGGCACGGUUGUGUUUCGUUUUUCGCAUGAUGCACGCGAAUUCCAGAGACGACUGCGGAGAACUCGUCGGUGGAAACUGCGUUUAGCGGCUGUCCGCGUUACCGAGUUUAUCUUCCGUUCGAUUCCACCAUAUUUUGUCAUUUUUUUCCAAAGUAUAACGCGUAUUCGUCGUUAGA